Molecule: messenger RNA, 3197 nt
Organism: Anopheles merus
Lineage: Eukaryota; Metazoa; Arthropoda; Insecta; Diptera; Culicidae
Product: CLIP domain-containing serine protease B15-like
Exons: 5
Coding region: 272-1978 (568 amino acids)
Biological process (GO): proteolysis
Molecular function (GO): serine-type endopeptidase activity
Source: RefSeq, a predicted model, not a curated record
AGCGCCAACGAACGAUCCAAAGAUCAAUGUCCCAAAAAAGCGAGACUUCCCCAGGCGAUAAGGCGAUGUUGGGUCGCACCUGCUGAGCGAUUGCGUCAGCAGACAACUGUAAACAACACGCGACGAGCGUGAAUUCCCCCAAAACAAGAACCAGACCAGUAGGAGAACAGGUUUUGUGGUAUCGUAUCAAGAAUUUGGCGACCAUCAUCUACAGCGUGCCAACUCUUUCUUCGCUCAGUUGUGACCGAAACGUUCAUCCGAUUGGGUAUCCAUGGCGACUGUUCGUGGCGUGCUGUUUGCUGCGUUGUUGACAGUAGUGCAUUCCGUGCUGGGCCAGGGGUGCGGCGAGCGUAAGGUCGACUACGCGAAGCUAAUUCUCGGUGGAGAGGAUGCCAUCUCUGGCCAGUGGCCAUGGCAUGCGGCCAUCUUCCAUCGGAUCGAUCGUUCGUUCAUGUAUCAGUGCGGUGGUGCCAUCAUCAAUCAGAACACAAUCUUAACAGCUGCUCACUGUGUGCGGCUGAAUCAGGGCGUCAUUACGGUGGACCGGCUGUCGGUGCAGGUUGGCCGGACGUACCUGUACGCGGCGGAAAGCCACACCCAGGAGCAUCAGGCCGAGCGGAUCAUCGUGCACGAGGAGUACAGUGCGGCGCAGGUGCGGAACGACAUUGCGCUGAUCAAGCUGGCGACGGACAUUCGGUUUACGGAGUACGUGCAGCCGGUUUGCCUGUGGGACCGGGCCCGGACGGACAUUGGGCAGCUGAUCGGGCGCGUCGGUACGGUGGUCGGGUUUGGCAUUACGGAGAUCGGUGAGGUGGCGGACCGGUUGCGCGUGGCGUACAUGCCGAUCGUCGAUACGCAAACGUGCCUGGAGAGCAAUCGGAAUCUGUUCGGGCGUGUGCUGACGCGGAACGUGUUUUGUGCCGGGUUUCGCAAUGGCACGACGGUCUGUGGUGGUGACAGUGGCGGCGGCAUGUACUUUGAGAUCGAGAAUCGCUGGUACAUCCGGGGGAUCGUGUCGUUUAGUGGGCAAAACUGUCAGUCGGCUGACUUUGCCGGGUUUAGCGAUGUGGCCACGUAUCUCGAUUGGAUCAAUCGGUACACGAGCGGCACGCAGAGUAAUCCGUACUCGGCGGCGGUCAUCAACAAGCAGCAGCUGCUGGCGCUCGAUGUGUGCGGUGCGAACAGCUACCCGGGCACGCCGGAAGAUGGGAAACCAGUUUUUCAAGGCUACCCGUGGCUGGGUGUGAUCGAGUACGUGCAGAGCGCCACCGGGCAGCGGCGGGUGCUGUGCCAGGCGACGCUCAUCACACGCCGCUACGUGCUGACGGCGGCACAGUGUGUGUCGCUCACGUCGAAUGCGAAUCAAAUUCUUGGCGUACGUUUGGGAGAGUAUGAUACGGUAACGAAUCCGGACUGUGCGUUCGUCCAGGGCAGGCAAGAGUGUCAGCCACCGGUGCAAGUGGUCGGGAUUGAAGAGAUAGUCGUCCAUCCCGGCUUCAACAAUCCAGCGUUUGCGAACGAUCUGGCGCUGAUCCGGCUGCAGCAGGAAGCGAACAUUAAUCAGGACCACAUCAAACCGAUAUGUCUUCCGUUCUCGACCGCCCUGAAAUCACACAAACCCUCCUACUACAUCCGCACCGGGUGGCUGGCCCGCAGCACCAGCACCACCCUGUACCGGAGCUUCCCGAGCUCGAUCGAAUCGGUCGGCUGCCAGGACGCGUACAACGACCAGGACGUGCCGCUGGAGAAAACGUACGGCCAGAUCUGCAUCCGCCGGGACAAUCCGUCGGCCGGCGUUUGCACGUUCAACAUGGCCGCCACACCGCUCCAAUCGGUACAGGUCGUGGGCCCGAGCGAGCGGUACGUCCUGUACGGAUUGCUCUCCUUCGGCCCGAAACAGUGUCUCGAGACGUACCCGGACGUGUACACGGCGGUGGCACCGUACGUCGAUUGGAUUGUCUCGAGCCUGAGACCGUAAGCUGCAAUGCCGUUGGGCCGUGGUAUGCUUACCGUGAUCAUGCCGGCACGCGCCGCCGCCAGAUUGGUGAGGUAGAAAAGUGUCCCAUUCGGCGCCCAGAUACCGACGCGAUCGCCCUGCCGCAGACCGAGCUGAUGGAAGGCGGCGGCCAGCCGAUCUACCUGUGCACGAACGCGAACGAGACAGAAGGAGAGAAAGGUGAGGUGAAGUUUCAUUCGCAAAAACAAAAAAAAAACUAGAGGACUGUUUAUGGUAAAUUACGGGCAAAAGUGCGUCCUCGUCCGAGGGCGUAAUUGAUCUUAAUUGGCUCUCGGAGGACGAAACGGAAGGAGCCGCCGGGAGUUUCGGGCAUUUAAUUAAGCUGUCGACGCCUAUGUCUGAGUGUGUGUGUGUGUGUGUGUGUGUGUGUCCUGGGCUAUGUAAGCCGCUUACCUUGUCUAGGACGGCAGCGUACGUGAGCCUGGCGCCGGCUUCGUGGCAGGACACGAUCGCUUCAUUGUUGGGGAACCGUUCCGCGGCCAGGCGUAGAUGUUGGCCGACAUUGCGAUAGACCAGCGGUUUGCUGCCGAUAUGGUGGACGUAGCUUUGCGCUUUCUCGUGCGCUACUCCAGUGGCGUCCGUUGAUUGGGUGCGGAUUGAUUGUAGGACUCUAGUUUGAGUGCGGUAGUUUGUAGAGUAAUUUAAUAAGGGUCAUUAUAAUCGAUAGUAGGAUCAUAUGUAGGCUGAUGUAAGCGUGGCUAUUUCGUCAACUUAAAGACUUAAAAUCGUAUUUGUUUUAAUGUCACAUAUCCUGCACUGAAAAAAUCCCCCAUCACACAGAUUUAUUGCAAAGUUAUUUCCUUAUCUAUAUUACUUUUUCUUCUUAUGAGGCACGAAGAUCGCAGUUGGUCGAGCCCUACCUUAGUUAUCGGUAGCUGAUUAGUGUCCUAGGUAAGGGAGAUUUGAACCCACGCGCGGGUAUAUUUUUAGAUCGUAUAACUUGACGACAGUGGCACCGUUAGCACCCAAUAAAGUCUAUACAGCCUUUAAAAUUGUCCUCUUCUUCUACCAGCUUCGUUUAUAGACAUUCUACAAUCUUCUUAAUAUCUUAAUGUUACUGAUAUAGGGUUUCCCAUGAUUGUUUCUCGUAUUGUAUUGGGCUCAUCUCACGAUUUAUUUACAUCGACUUAUUGAAAAUCAAUUAAAACAUUUUCUUCGCUUAAUAAAUCUUGGUACGAAU